AUGGUGCACACGCUACCACAAUCGGUAUUGAUUGUAGGAGCAGGGGUAUUUGGAUUAUCCACGGCCCUCGCUCUAUCAAACCGACAUCCAGAGUGCCAGGUAACCGUCCUCGAGCAAGCACAGACUAUUCCGAACCCACAUGGCUCCUCAGUCGACACAUCUCGCAUCGUGCGCGCCGAUUACGCCAAUGCAGCCUAUGCUAAAUUGGCUGCGGAUGCCAUUGCUCGCUGGCGUACCACUGAUUGGGGCAAAGAGGGCCGAUAUUCUGAGAAUGGCCUAGUUCUCGUAUAUUCGAAUGCUGACAGCACCGCUGGGAAGUAUGUGCGCAAGAGCUAUGAGAACAUGAAAGCAAUCGAGGCGGACAAGGUUGAGUUCCUGCCGACGAAAGUAGACGUGGAGAGAGUGAUGCCAGGAUACGGCGUUGGCAACGAUGUCGCUGGAGGAUAUGUGAACUGGGGUUCUGGAUGGUCGGACGCAGAGGCAGGAGUGCGAUUUACCAGAGAGUUACUUGAGAAAGGAGGAAAGGUGGUAUUCAAGACAGGGGAGGUAGAAAGGGUCAUCUUCACCGAGGACAAGGAGCAGGCGAAUGGGAACGGGAACGGCAAGAAGAGUCAAUUGAGAGCUACCGGUGUGCGUCUGAGUGAUAACACGACAAUCACCGCAGAUCUGAUCGUCCUGGCGACAGGCGCAUGGACUCCUAAGCUCGUGGACCUACGCGGCAAGGCGCAAAGUACCGGGCAAGCCCUCGCAUAUAUUCGCAUAACGGACGAGGAAGAGAGACGACUAGCCCAGAUGCCGACUCUUUUGAGCUUCUCUACAGGCAUGUUUAUCAUCCCGCCCCGCAAAAAUCUCCUCAAGGUUGCUCGCCACGCAUAUGGAUACCUCAAUCCGAAACGAGUGCCCGUCCCAGGCCCGAAAGGAGACGCUGGCGCGACCAUGGAGGUCAGUCUGCCAGAGACGGAUGUCCCAUUACCACCUGAAGGUGAAAAGGCCUGCAGAAACGCUUUGCGGGAGAUGUUGCCUGCGUUUGCAGAUAGACCCUUCUGCAAAACGCGGGUCUGCUGGUAUACUGAUACCCCCAAGGGCGACUUCAUAAUCAGCUAUCACCCUGACCAUCCUGGCCUCUUCAUCGCCACAGGUGGAAGCGGCCACGGCUACAAGUUCCUGCCCGUUCUUGGUGAAAAGAUCGUCGAUGCCAUCGAGGGAAACUUGGAAGACGGUCUGCGUGAGCUCUGGGAAUGGCCCGCCUUCGCGGAGGGUGAAGAACUGGUGCCGUUCGAGGGAUGUGAGGAUGGCAGUCGAUCCGGACCAAAAGGGCUGAAGUUGAUGGAGGAGUUGGUCAAGGGGAAAGCAUCGUUAUGA
Messenger RNA from Paecilomyces variotii, 1362 nucleotides. RefSeq names its product fructosyl amino acid oxidasesarcosine oxidase. NCBI's taxonomy places the organism in Eukaryota, Fungi, Ascomycota, Eurotiomycetes, Eurotiales, Thermoascaceae. Gene Ontology annotation, molecular function: sarcosine oxidase activity; proline dehydrogenase activity; flavin adenine dinucleotide binding. The coding region runs from base 1 to 1362 and encodes 453 amino acids. The transcript is spliced from 3 exons. The record is from RefSeq and is a predicted model, not a curated record.